GGGGGGAAAAAAAUCCAAGGAUGUAUAAACUGAAGAUUUGUAAUGCAAACUUUAUCUUUUUCUAAGCUUGAAGCCUGCAGCAGUAUUUCAGAAGGAAGUAGAGAGGAAGCUUCUUUAGGGGGAAUGCGAAGCUGAUUAAGUUUGUAAGCUGCUAUAGCAAGUCUGUAUUGAGCAGAAUGAAUUUGGGUGAACAAGCUGAGCUUUUGACUUAAACAAUAAGAACAUAACUUUGAAGACUUUUUUUUUCCUACAGCUUAACAGAAUGUUGUCAGUUCUUUGUUCUCAAGAAAUGUAGUUGGCAAAAAUAAAUAUUAUAGGGGGGAUGCAGGUUGUAUUAAUCUAAAAAAAAAGCAACAUUAUUAUAUUGAAAAACAAGUUUAUCUAAAACUGAGAAGUUUUCUUUGCUUGUAGCUAACUGACAUCCAGAGGCUUCACGGUUUAGAUGAACACUCACUUUUUUUUGUUGUUUCUGUAAAUAUGCAGAACUUUAAUCUGUCACCUGCUACAGAAAUGGUGAGUCAAGCAUUUUAGAAUCAUAGAAUCACAGGAUGACUUGGGUUGGAGGGGACCUUAAAGAUCAUCUAGUUGAACCCCCUGCUGUGGGGUGUGUUGACAGCUCAUUGCCUCCCAACGGCACUUUGUGCUCAGAUAACCUGAGGAGAGAUUUGGUUCAAGUACCUGUAGGAAAAGAAAAUGCUAAUAUUUUAACGUCUUGUUUAAGAACGUGUUUUCCAGACUGAUGUCUAAAGUGUACAGAGGGGACUCUUUACUCCCACGUACUGUAUCUGGAGCGAUCAAUUCUUAAGAAGUGGUGCAGCAUAGGAGUGUGCCAAGACAUGCGAAGGGAGCACUAGGGUCAGGUUUGCAGUUGGUGUUCUGCUCAUCCUUCAAUACUUGUCUUACGUAUGGUUUAGCUGUAACAUAAUAAAGUCAAUUGUCUUUUGCUUCAAAGAUAAGGCAGCAUGUUGCUUGUUUCUCUACAAGAGAUGGUGGAAAUGUCAAUUACUCUGUCCCUUUGCCUUACUGAGUUAAAUAACCAACACUUGUGUAAGGCAUGAGAUGGUGGUGGUGAUCUUCCUGUGAAUACUGAUAUCUCUGUGGAAGGAGCAUACUGUUAUUCAAAACUGUGUCUUGCCUGCCAAGCACAGACUGCUUUUUCUUUUAAAACUGUACCAUAACUUCUAAGCUAAGUGAAUGAGUGGAGAGUGCUGCUGGUAAAGAAAUACUCCUUUUUUGUUGGCUUGCAGGAGAAAUUUCAAGCUUCUAAAAUCUUAGAAGUUAGCGGGGCUCACCAGAGCUGUAAGGUCAAAGUUUCAGACUGUUCUCCAAAGAGUAACUGUGCAUUUUAGUCAGUGAUAGGAUGACACAAAAUGUGUAUGACCUUUGGAAUAAGGGCAAACACUCACAUUCCUUUUGUGUCAUUUGGUGGCUAAGAUGAAGUGUUACUUGUGUUGGAUUUUGGAUGAUGGUGUUACGCUGAGCAGGAGAAGGCUAUGGAGCAGAAAGCUUUAAGCAUCCUAUUGCACCCCUUUUGGGGAUAUCCUUGGAGGUUGGAAGUUCACGUGAAAAUGGCGGACGAAGCUGUCUGUGUUGGCCCAGCUCCCACCAGCAAAAGCUACCUCAACAUGGAUGCCAUCAUGGAAGUCAUUAAGAAAACCAGGGCCCAAGCUGUACACCCAGGAUAUGGAUUUCUUUCGGAAAACAAAGAAUUUGCCAGACGUUUGGCAGCAGAAGGUGUCACCUUCAUUGGACCUGACACGCAUGCUAUUCAAGCUAUGGGAGACAAGAUUGAAAGCAAAUUGUUAGCCAAGAAUGCAAAGGUCAACACAAUCCCUGGCUUUGAUGGAGUAGUCAAGGAUGCAGAUGAAGCUGUCAGAAUUGCAAGGGAAAUUGGCUACCCUGUCAUGAUCAAGGCCUCAGCAGGUGGUGGUGGGAAAGGCAUGCGAAUCGCUUGGGAUGAUGAAGAGACCAGGGAAGGUUUUAGGUUUUCAUCUCAAGAAGCUGCUUCAAGUUUUGGUGAUGAUCGCCUACUGAUAGAAAAGUUCAUUGAUAACCCUCGUCACAUAGAAAUCCAGGUAUUGGCGGAUAAACAUGGCAAUGCCUUGUGGUUGAAUGAAAGGGAGUGCUCUAUUCAAAGAAGAAAUCAAAAAGUUGUGGAGGAAGCACCAAGCACUUUUCUAGAUCCUGAAACUCGAAGAGCAAUGGGAGAACAAGCAGUAGCUCUUGCCAAAGCAGUAAAAUAUUCCUCUGCUGGAACAGUAGAAUUCCUAGUGGACUCCAGUAAGAAUUUCUACUUCUUGGAAAUGAAUACUAGACUUCAGGUUGAACAUCCCGUCACAGAAUGCAUUACCGGCCUGGACUUGGUCCAAGAAAUGAUCCGUGUUGCUAAGGGUUACCCUCUCAGGCACAAACAAGCUGAUAUUCCCAUCAACGGCUGGGCGGUUGAAUGUCGAGUUUAUGCUGAGGACCCCUACAAAUCUUUUGGCCUGCCAUCCAUUGGUAAACUAUCUCAAUAUCAGGAGCCGUUGCAUGUGCCAAGUGUACGUGUUGACAGUGGCAUAGAACAAGGAAGUGAUAUCAGCAUUUACUAUGAUCCUAUGAUCUCAAAACUGAUUACGUAUGGCUCUAAUAGAGCUGAAGCAUUGAGAAGAAUGGAGGAGGCUUUAGACAAUUACGUAAUUCGAGGUGUGACUCACAAUAUCUCUUUAUUGAGAGAAGUGAUCAUCCAUCCACGCUUUGUUCAAGGAGACAUCAGCACUAAAUUCCUUCCUGAAGUCUAUCCCGAUGGAUUUAAAGGGCACCAGCUGACAGAUCGUGAAAGAAGAGAACUACUGGCAACAGCAGCUUCUUUGUAUGUGGCUGAACAACUGAGAUCGCAGCGAUUUCUGGGGACUCCAAGAAUUCCUAUUGCUAAAUCAAAGAGAAGUAGCUGGGAACUCUCUGUGCAUCUUGGGGAUGGGAUUUACCCUGUUGCAGUUUCAAAGGAUGGCUCAUCAUUUUCUGUGGAAGUUGAUGGGAUGAAACUAAACGUGACCGGCGAGUGGAACCUGGCUUCACCCUUGUUGUCCAUCACCAUUGAUGGCACUCAGAGGACUAUACAGCGGCUUUCUCGGGAUGCAUCUGGAAAGACAAGCAUUCAGUUUCUAGGCACAGUGUACAAAUUGCAAGUACUGACGAAGACUGCAGCAGAGCUGAGCAAGUACAUGCCAGAGAAAGCAGCAGAGGACACCUCCAGCAUCCUGCGGUCGCCCAUGCCUGGAGCAGUGGUGGCUGUUUCUGUCAAGCCCGGGGACAUGGUUUCAGAAGGUCAAGAGAUUUGUGUAAUUGAAGCAAUGAAAAUGCAGAACAGUAUGAUCGCUGCUAAAACAGGCAAGGUGAAAGCUGUGCACUGCAAAGCCGGUGAUACCGUUGGAGAAGGAGAUCUGCUGGUGGAACUGGAAUGAAAGGUUGCCUUCCUGCUGUUGAAUUACCUCAACCUUGGUUAUUUCCAUCCAUGAAGUAAAAUUAGAGCAAUUCAAGACAGACGAUGGACCUUCCUACGCAAAAGAUUUUAUAGAGCCAUAUUUAUUGUAUCAGUGGUUAAGACAGCAAACACAGAUGUUAAACCUUGGCAACAGAUCCCAGAUUUUUACUUCCAGAAAUACUUGUACAUAACCUUUGUAAUUCUUUGAUUUUUCAGGAUCAAGUAGAAUCAAUAAAAUACCAUUUCUGCUUUAAAA
This is a messenger RNA of Gallus gallus (chicken), 3719 nucleotides long. RefSeq names its product propionyl-CoA carboxylase alpha subunit (gene PCCA). Gene Ontology annotation, molecular function: propionyl-CoA carboxylase activity; metal ion binding; ATP binding. The transcript has 21 exons. Bases 1494 to 3443 code for a protein of 649 amino acids. The record is from RefSeq and is a predicted model, not a curated record. Gene Ontology annotation, cellular component: mitochondrion. NCBI's taxonomy places the organism in Eukaryota, Metazoa, Chordata, Aves, Galliformes, Phasianidae.